This is a messenger RNA of Rotaria socialis, 987 nucleotides long. The record is from the annotation of a GenBank genome assembly. Lineage: Eukaryota; Metazoa; Rotifera; Eurotatoria; Philodinida; Philodinidae.
AUGCCACAAUAUAUGCUAGAAAGAUUACGACCAUCUGACAACGAUUCAGAACUGCCUCAUCUAUGCUACAACCCAAAAGAUCAUAAGAUCGGCGAACCAUUAAGGCCUAUAGUGAGCGGAAUGAAAUCCCCACUAGUAAAAAUAUCGACGUUUUUAGAUCAAAAUAUACGUCCGAUAUUCGAUCAGCACACUCCCUAUUCACUUCCAAACUCAAUGAUUUUUCUAAAACAUCUAAAAGAUUACAUAACAACAUCAGAAACGGCUAUGUAUACAUUUGACAUCACAGAUCUGUAUACAAUGAUUCCACAAAAAGAAUCAGUACUAGCAGUUUGUGAAUUUCUAGGUAGACAUGGAUAUAAAAAAAUCCGAGGUCUUUCCAUAAACACAAUUAAAGCACUAUUUUUACAUGUAUUCGAUAAUUCUUAUUUUGUCUUACAACUACCAGGAAUAGGACUAAAAUAUUAUAGGCAAAUAAAGGGAGGAGCCAUGGGUUCCGUAUUUACCCAAGUAUUAGCCGAUAUAUAUGUAAGAAAAUGGGAGAAUGACUUUCUACAAGAACAAAAACAGCAAAAGGAAUUAUAUUUUCGAUUUAGAGACGACGUAUUCAUAAUCACUAAACUAACAUCAGAACAGAUCGAACGUAGACUAACAGAACUAAACGAAAAAGAUCCUAACAUAAAAAUUACUUGGGAAGGAGGAAAAGCAGUAGACUAUCUAGAUGUGACAACUACAAUAGAGAUACCAAAUUUUAAAACAACAGUCUUCCGUAAACUAGCGGCACAACCAUAUGUGCUACCAUUUCACUCAUCACAUCCAAAACAUAUUACACAAAACAUACCAUAUGUCGCUGCUCUACGAGCAACCCGCAUAUGUUCGCAUCGAGAAGAUCUAAGAGUUGAGCUCGAUAAAAUUAGAAUCAUGCUACUGUUAAAUAAAUAUCCACCAGGAUUCAUAGAUAAACAAAUGGACGUUUCUAUCAAUACGUAA